UUAUGUUCAUUUUAAUUGAACUGUCAAUCAGAAAAACGUUAUAAAAGUAUUAAAUCAUAUUAAUAGUGUAAUUAAUGUAAUUCAAAUCAAUGAUGUACAAGAAGUUUUGAGGAGAAAUUUGCAUAUGAAGAUUAUACGAGAGGGUUAUUGGAUGAUUUAACUUCGUUUUGAUGAUUUGGGGAAUGGAAAAAAAGCAAUCAUCAUUUCAUUGAAAUAACGCCCUAAAAUAACCAGUUUAAUUAAAUUAUUUCAGUAUAGACGCUAAUGCCAUCUUACGGUGGGAUUUCGACAUAUAAUCAGUCCCAAGUUCUCCUAUCAAAGAUCCACAAAGAUCCCUGGGGCUGCCUAAAACAACCAGAUAUUACAUUAAAUGAUUUUGCAAACGCUGCGAUUUGCACACAUCGACCAAAGAAAACGCACAUCAACGCGAUUUUAGAAGAUUUAAAGGUGGAGGAUAAACCUUGGGAUGAAAAAGGUGAAGGUGAUUAUGAUGGAGAGUUUACUAAAAAUAUAAAUAAGGAUGGAUCAAUUAGUUAUGUCAUAUCCAAAUCUAAAGAAAAAGUUGUUAAAGAGGAUGAUAAAAUCAAAAAGGAAGUUGUUAAAGAAUUAUGUCAAAGAAGUUAUGAUUUACCCAUUGAUGUAUGGUUUGUAAUUGGAAGGUUUAUUAAACCUGAAGAUGUAGGGAGAUUUGCUAGGAUUUGUAAAGCAUCUUAUAGUGUGGUUUGUGGGGCUAAAUUUUGGGUUGAUUUAUACAAAAAAUAUUACAACAAGAAAAUAUUAUUACCCGAAGAUUUAAAACCAGAUCAUUUAAAUCGAAAAUUUGGUGUAAGGACAUUAACAGUGAGAGUUUUAUAUUCUAUGUACCCCCCAUUUAUCAAUCGAAUCCACAGGCUCCAAAGAACACACCCCAAAGACUGCUUAAUCAAACGAAAAUGCACUUUAAUGUGGCAUUCGAGGAAACAAAAAGAUUGGGCUUUUUAUUUUAAACUAGAAGAAUUAGAAUUAGGAGCAAAACUUUAUCAGGAACAAUAUAAAAGUGUGGAUUUGAUUGAAAAACUCGAUGAUGUUUUUGUAAAUCCAGAUGAGAAUUGUAAAAUUUUAUUGGUUAACUCACAAAGCUUUAUUGCAAUACCUCCGGUGCAAAAUUAUGUUCUUUGUGAUGUUAAUGUCUCGUUAACAACUGAUUUAUCUCAACAAAGGGUUAAAUUAAGGUUUAGCUCGCAUGAUUCUUAUCAAUGUCGAAGAUAUUUAGAUGGUGCAAGUAAUAUUGAAUUCACUAUUGGUAGUGUAAUCAAUUAUAAGGUGCUCGAUUGGUGGCAUCCUGAAUAUCCAAGAACUAACACUUUGGAAAUAUUUUUAAAUGGAGAUUAAUUUAUUUUUGGUGAGAUUUAUUAUUUAAGUUUUU
Onthophagus taurus is the source of this 1405-nucleotide messenger RNA. Lineage: Eukaryota; Metazoa; Arthropoda; Insecta; Coleoptera; Scarabaeidae. The record is from RefSeq and is a predicted model, not a curated record.